Messenger RNA from Chinchilla lanigera (long-tailed chinchilla), 3867 nucleotides. It is a transcript of the gene Cep126, whose product is annotated as centrosomal protein 126kDa. Gene Ontology annotation, biological process: non-motile cilium assembly; mitotic spindle organization; cytoplasmic microtubule organization. Lineage: Eukaryota; Metazoa; Chordata; Mammalia; Rodentia; Chinchillidae. The record is from RefSeq and is a predicted model, not a curated record. Gene Ontology annotation, cellular component: centrosome; ciliary base; midbody.
CGGGCGGAGCCCCCCGCGGCCCCGGCGUAGAUAUGAAAAUUCAUCUAGAAAAAAAUUUAGAAGAAGAACGCCAAAUAUUACUGCAGCAACAAAAAAUGUGUCGAAAUCGAGCACGUAAAUAUUUUGUGGAAUCAAACCGGAGAAAAAAAGCUUUUGAAGAAAAACGGAAAGAACAUGAAGAAAGGGAGCACCAAAUUAGGGAACAAAUACUUCAACAAAGAAAACAGAAGUUCGAAGAAGUCACUGAGAAAUUCCAGCGUGCCCAUGUUCCUCUCUCACAGCGGAGGAGAGCAGUUUUUCACAAACCAGUUCCUCCCUUAGAAGAGGCCCUCAAACAAAUUCAAGAAUCCGACUUGAAAUCAGAAGUACACCUUCCCUUUUCCCACAGACCAACAAUGAAUUGGAGAGCUGUAGAUUCCGCUUUGCCUUCAGCGUUGUCAAAAAAUGAUCACAGGCAUCAUAAACGUCUCUUCUCCAAAAUCAACUGGGAUACAGAAAUGAAGGAAAACAAUGUGGCGGACCUAGCUACAAACAAAAAUGUGUUCCAGCUCAAGCUGGAGGAAACUCAGAAACUCCUAGAAGAUCAGCAUUUAAGCAGUUUGCAAAGAUUUUGCGAUGAAGUUAAGCAGAUAACCAAUUCUGAAACCCUCUCAAGCGCAGACAGUCUCGAGGCUGGCGAGCGUGAAGAGAUACACCUAACACUCACUGAGGAGCGGUCAGCCGCUCAGCAGAAUUCUGUUCCUCUCCGACCAGCAACCCUGCAGUCCGCUCCCCUAAACUGCUGUGAUGAAGAUAAGCUGUCCUUCUCUAAAGCCCAGCGUAUAAAUAACUGGCUUACAGACCUAGAUGCUCAGAACACUUGGUCCGUCACACCUUCCUCAGAUAUUUUAAGUAAAUCUAGUGUCUUGCCUCCAUGGGAACAUUUUAAUAAUAAGGAAGAAAAUGCGUCCACUUUAGGUAGAACUGUAGAAAGAGCCACAAGUACCCCUCAGAGCUCGGGAGCUUUUGUAUAUAGUCCACCCGUGAUUGUACUAGAGAAAAAAACUGAAAAAAACUCUGAAAUGAGCCCUGUGAAGACAAAUGACUUCACUUCUGGAGCACUCAAGAGGGGGAGGCCAUUAGUUACUGCGACCCCAGCAUUUAAAUCCAACAAAGCCUGGGCCACUCCCGACUCACAAACCCGGGAGGUGGCUGCAUUUCCAGACCAAGGGAAAUACUGUGGAUUAACUCAACAAAAUAGAACUACUUUAGCUCCUGCUUCAUUUGUACCAGUGGCGACACCUUUAGUCUUGUCAUCCAGCAGACAGUCAGCUAGGCCAUUAGCAAAGAACAUACAGAUAAAAGAAAUUGACCCGGUGCAGUGUUCCGAUAAGUUAGAAGAAUUAAAAGAUGUCACAGAUGAAAAGAUGCAAUAUUUUAAUUACGAGAAAAAAGAGUUGCCUUUAUUUUCUGACAGUUUUCAGGCUGUCCAUAUACCUCAAAAUUCUGAUUCAAAAGAUAAACAAAAAAUAGCGGAAACCUCAACAUCAUUGUGUAAUGUAAUCUCUCAUUAUGACUUACUUGAGGAGCACAGGAAAAUGAAAUGCAGCAGCCAUCAGAGAAGUGGUGUGAAGUUUCUUAAAAGUAUUUUAAAGAAAGACUCAAAGUAUGAACAUGAUUAUCUGAAGGCACUGUUUAUAAAACCAGGCUUUAAAUUCAGAAAUCAAAAGGCAGCAGCUAUCAGAGAUAGUAUUGAAUUGACGAAGGAAAAAGAAAAAGGUGUAGAAAUCCUGAAGACUGCUAAGAAGCUGAGGUGGUUUGAUGAAACCCUCGAUAAAGAAAGCAGCGCUGAAGACACUCACUCGCGGAAGAGCCAAGCAGCAGCAGCUCAGCCGUGGUCUCAGCAAGCCCACAGUAAAAGUGCUGGCAGCAAGACCACUAACGGUCCUGCUUGUGCUGUAAAUUCUGCUGAUAGGAACAAGUCCAAGGGGGACGCUGAGAACGUGUCUGUGUUAGGAUCUGGAACGGAUCACGUGCCUUCGAACUGUUUUAUACCCUCAGAUUAUAACCUCACUAAGCAAGCCUGGCCUGCCUCCAAAGAAGAAAGUGUAAGCCCUGGAUACAGUAGUGACUUGAAGACUCAGCGGAGCAGUCCGCAGAGAGGUGGAGCGCGAGUAAGUAGAAGAACAGGAUCUGCAGACGUCCAGUCAGGGUUUAUAGACACAAACAGAAAAGGCCCUGUCAUUCCGCCACAGCCUGCAAGCAAAGCCAAUGCCUUUAUGCAAGCUCAGGGUACACUAAUGCCUCAUCCGCCUCCCAACCCUGGGUCAAAUAUUAGAAGUAGUAAAAGUACUCAGGUGUCCCAGUGUCACUCAGCAACGCCUCAGAAUUCUCCGAACAUUAUUACCCAUGACUGUUUUAAUUCAAAAUACGUGCUUCCCACAGAACACAGAUUCAAUCAGUGGAAUCAGGAAAGCGGUCCUCCGCUCUCAGAUGCGUGUUCUGACCUGGUCACUGUGAUACCGUCUUUACCAUCUUACUAUUCUUCCGAGUGCCAAACUUUAGCAAAAUCAGAUCAUGCACACAGUGCUCAAAUGGCUGCCCAGCAACACGGGACGCUCUACUGCACCCAGAGAACUCCUGUUCAUGAAGAAAGUUAUCAGCCUGUGACUCUUAAGACCACGGAACAAGGACCUACUCCUUCGUGGAAAAGAGGGAACAAUGUCCUGCACCAAAAUGAGAGGGCCAUUGAUUCUACUGUUAGAAGAAAACGAAUUGUUGAAAAUAAGCAGAGAAAUCUUUCAGUCCAGAAAAGAAAAAACCCUGGGUCUGCAGCACAGAGGAACAGUGAGCAAGUGAAUAAUUUUGGACAAACUGUCCAGCUAAGUUCAAGUGAGCCAAGACAAACUACAAGAGGCACUAAUAACAUUGAAGAAGUUUCAGAUAGUACUUCUGAGUUUUUGAUGGCUGAAAAUCUAGUGAAAGUUUCCGUGCCUGAGGAUAAAAUUCUAACUGUCCUGAGUAACAAGCAGCUACAGAAAUCAAAUCUGGCUUUAAAUAAGACCCAGCAGUUCAACAUCUGUGCACUAUCAGCUGAAGAACAGAGAAUCCUGCAGUCCCUUGACCGUCUCAAUGAAAGGCUCCACUAUGUACAAGAAACCAUUUGCAAAAAUCCAUCCAUCAAAAGUAUGUUACACAUAAUACCAUUUCUGAACAGCCAACCAAAGGCAAGUCCAGCUCCUGACGUUGGAUCCAGACUGCAGAGAAGAUUCUGCUGAAGUCCGAGGGCAGCCACUUAGUGGAAUCACGAUUUCUGAUAAUCUCCUGUAAAUAAUUCAUGUAUUUCUGCGUUUGUUAAUGAUUUAAAGCACUAUAACCGUAAAAAUAAAUCAUAAUGUAAGUAAUGGAGAUAAAUUAGGUAGUUUAUAUUUAUGCUGCAAAUCAUUAUUAUUAUUACAUAUUUUAUUGAUAAGUACAUUUUAAUGGAUGGAAAUAUGUCAUUAUUUUCAAUAAGCAUGUUACUGGAUACAAAGUCAUUCUAUUUAAAAAUGACAGAGACUAUUUUGUUAUUCAAAUUAUGUAUUAGCUGUAGUUUAAAGCUUUGUUUUCUGAAAUUCCUAAUAAAUUCUAUUAAAUUUGUACAAUGUUAUAAAACAUUUAUGGUCAAUGACAUCUUGAUAAAUAACAGAGGUAUUUCUUUCAAGACUUUGCAGGUUCUCUAGCACCCAACGGGUCUCGUUAUCAGCUCUACGUGGUUGACAAUUAAUGUGAAUCUCUUACUGAGAUUGUUAGUCUCUGUAAUCUCUUGCUGAGGUAAUUAGUCUCUAAAACCUCAGCACAACUGAAAAAUUCAAAGGAUCAAAUAGUAAACAUGAAAAGUAAAUGCAA